ACAGUAGGCAUGUGCUCCACCAGAGAGUUGGCAGAUUGCAAAUGCAGCAGCCUUGUUGUUGGGACUUAUUAUUGCUCUAGAUGGACAACUUUAGGGGGGCAUCAGGGACUACCCACGGCUUUCGGAGUAACCUACUUCCAAAUGCACUAACAUGACCAGGCACGUGUGGUUUUCCUUACCUUAUGCGUCCAAGCCCUUCAGGAGAACUGGUGCAACCAACUCAUCGGGUCUCUUCUCCACCUUGUAUGGCUUCCCAAACAUCUCCUCGCUCUUUAACGGGGACCUCAACAUAGACGACAUUGGAGACUUUGAGAACGACACUAAAUAUGAGGCAGAAUCGCAGAGUUCCACUGUGAAAGCCCUGCUGAUCGUUGCCUACUCCGUGAUCAUUGUCAUCUCUCUGUUUGGGAAUAUCUUGGUGUGUCACGUUGUCAUUAAGAACAGCCGGAUGCAGUCGGCGACCAGCCUUUUCAUUGUGAACCUGGCGAUAGCUGAUAUCAUGAUCACCCUUCUCAACACCCCCUUCACCCUGGUUCGCUUUGUGAGCAGUACGUGGGUUUUUGGGAAGCUUAUGUGCCACGUGAGCCGAUUUGUCCAAUAUUGCUCGGUCCAUGUUUCUGUGCUGACCCUCAUGGCUAUCGCGCUGGACAGACACCAGGUUAUUAUGCACCCAUUGAAGCCCAGGAUGUCUACAGUGAAAGGCAUCAUCUGCAUCAUUGUCAUCUGGUUUAUGGCUAGUGGUUUCUCCCUACCACACGCUGUGUACCAAAAGCUAGAACAAUUUUUUAUAGGCAACACUGUUAGGAUGGUUUGUCUUCCCAGUUUUCCAUAUCCAGCAGACCUUUUCUGGAAAUAUUUGGACUUGGCCACCUUUGUGCUCUUGUAUGUUCUGCCCUUGAUUGUUAUUUCCAUCACCUACACCACAGUUGCAAAGAAGCUUUGGUUAAGAAAUGCCAUAGGGGACAUUACUAUGGAGCAGUACUACGCCCACCGCCGGAAGAAAAAAAUGACCCUCAAGAUGCUCAUGCUGGUGGUGGUGGUCUUUGCAGUUUGCUGGUUCCCGCUGAAUUGUUACCUUGUGUUGAUGUCCAGUAAAGUCAUAAGCAGUAACAACGCCAUAUAUUUUGCCUUUCACUGGUUCGCCAUGAGCAGCACAUGCUACAAUCCGUUUAUCUACUGCUGGCUGAAUGAGAGCUUCCGCUCUGAGCUUAAAGCUUUGCUGUGCGUGUGUCGGAGGAGAAGCCCAGCCCAGAGCCAUCCUCUUCAGUCUGUUUCACCUCAGUUCCGACAUGCCUGGACCGAAAACUGUAACUUUAAACAAGGCAGUAGCUCUCAGGCUGCUGGAUCUGCAACCAAUGUAAAUUCAGGAAGGACUGAUAUCUCUAGUGUGGAACCCAUUGUCACAGUCAGCUAAAGGUGCCCAAGAGAAUCUGGCAGGGCAGCCAUCUAUGUUAACAAAAGGACAAUGGCAGCAUUAAAGGAAAAAUAUCACAAAACCAGUUGCACAUAUUUACAUAGCUAUACAUAUCUAUAUCUAGCAACCGAC
This is a messenger RNA of Xenopus laevis (African clawed frog), 1546 nucleotides long. RefSeq names its product G protein-coupled receptor 83 L homeolog (gene gpr83.L). The record is from RefSeq and is a predicted model, not a curated record. The transcript has 4 exons. Lineage: Eukaryota; Metazoa; Chordata; Amphibia; Anura; Pipidae. Gene Ontology annotation, molecular function: neuropeptide Y receptor activity; G protein-coupled receptor activity; neuropeptide receptor activity. Gene Ontology annotation, biological process: G protein-coupled receptor signaling pathway; signal transduction; neuropeptide signaling pathway. The coding region runs from base 152 to 1414 and encodes 420 amino acids. Gene Ontology annotation, cellular component: membrane; cilium; plasma membrane.